AUGCACUUCCCAGCUCUUCUCGCUGGCCUGGCCGCUUUCUCUACCACUGUAACCGCCAUCCCUGCCGAAAAGCCUCACGUUGGCGUCGCCAUCCUCACCGUCAACGAGCCAGAGGACAGCACUCUUCCUCUCAACGUCCCCCUCGGUGUUCUCACUCACCAAAAGAACAACAAGCUCACAGAACUGGAAUUUGUCAACGUAUAUUCCACUGUGAAGGGCGUCAAACCUCCCAAGAUGGACCAGAUCAGAUGCCAGAUGUACAAGGAUCAGUAUGGUACUGUGCCUAUCACCAAGGAUCUCACUGCGGAGAAUGGUGUUGUCAGCAAGAAGCCAAUCUACCUUGGAUGGGUUCUCUGCCGUGUCAAGGCGUAG
This is a messenger RNA of Fusarium fujikuroi IMI 58289, 372 nucleotides long. RefSeq lists its product as uncharacterized. The record is from RefSeq and is a predicted model, not a curated record. The coding region runs from base 1 to 372 and encodes 123 amino acids. NCBI's taxonomy places the organism in Eukaryota, Fungi, Ascomycota, Sordariomycetes, Hypocreales, Nectriaceae. The transcript has a single exon.